Molecule: messenger RNA, 414 nt
Organism: Mucor mucedo
Lineage: Eukaryota; Fungi; Mucoromycota; Mucoromycetes; Mucorales; Mucoraceae
Product: domain of Kin17 curved DNA-binding protein-domain-containing protein
Exons: 3
Coding region: 1-414 (137 amino acids)
Biological process (GO): DNA damage response; DNA replication
Cellular component (GO): nucleus
Molecular function (GO): double-stranded DNA binding
Source: RefSeq, a predicted model, not a curated record
AUGACAAAAGUUGAAUUUACGUCACGCUUUUAUUGUCACUCCAGUGAACGUCAAGGCCGAGACGAAAACGGUUGCAAUUGUCACAUCAUUUCCGCAUCGUACCAAUGUCAAGCGCUUCUUGUUACUGCUAAUCCAGGUCGUUACUUUUACAACUUUUUAGACGAAUUCAAAAAGGAAAUUCGCAACUUACUCUCACGUAGACAUGGCACAAAACGUGUGUUUGCCAGCAAAAUGUAUCAGAAAUAUAUUGCUCACAAGGAACAUAUUCAUGUGAAUGCAACACGUUGGAAUUCACUGAGUGUUGAUAAUAAUCCCAAAGCCUUGGCUAGACAAGCUUUCCUUCAGAAAAUGGAUAGAACGGAGAAAGAUGACGAGGAGCGGGAUUUGCAAAUGUUGAGGGAGCAAUUCGAAUAG